AUGGAGGAAGAAAGAUCUGUGGAGGUGCGUGUGGGCGACCGUCGUGGUGGUACCAACUGGGUCGCCUUGCCAGGUCUGGUGUGGCAGAUCCAAUGGGCCCCUGCCAAAAGGCCACCCAAUACUUUAACUUACCACGGACAUGGCCUUCCCUUGGUAACCACAGUGCUCGCCUCAGCCCACUAA
Messenger RNA from Aureobasidium vineae, 183 nucleotides. NCBI's taxonomy places the organism in Eukaryota, Fungi, Ascomycota, Dothideomycetes, Dothideales, Saccotheciaceae. The record is from the annotation of a GenBank genome assembly.